Messenger RNA from Erpetoichthys calabaricus (reedfish), 3544 nucleotides. It is a transcript of the gene ajm1, whose product is annotated as apical junction component 1 homolog. NCBI's taxonomy places the organism in Eukaryota, Metazoa, Chordata, Cladistia, Polypteriformes, Polypteridae. Gene Ontology annotation, biological process: cell-cell junction organization. The record is from RefSeq and is a predicted model, not a curated record. Gene Ontology annotation, cellular component: apical junction complex; plasma membrane.
GCCCGACAGCACAGCACAGUGCGUCUCUCUGGUUGCUUUCCAGUCUUCUCAGUGCACGGCGCGCUCACGGAUGUAGUACACCUGCAGAGGCUUCUUGUCUCAACCCCGAACGAAAUAGUCAUCGACCUGGCGGCCUGGCAAUGGAAUCCACUUGAAUGCCUGGAGCUCCGACGAAACUCAUUUCCAGCGCGAUGAUGAUAAACGAGCAGGCGAGGAUGCGAGCUGACGGGCCGACGGCUGCAAAGGACAUACCAAGAUUAAAAUGAUCUGAGGGCCACGACUCGAAGAGUCCCGUUUAAGAUGACACGAACCGACCCGCCUGACAUCCUCGUAUCGACUGUGUAUCGAGACAUUACAGUGCACCCAACCUCGACCCACGCCAAGCCCUGCUCCCCAUCCAGACCAUGUGAUAGCCGCAACGCCAGCACGCUGGAGGACAAUCAGGAAACGUUCAACAAACGGCACUGUCGCAGCUUUGACUUCCUCGAGUCACUGGACGACCUGCGAGCCUCGGGCACCUCCAUGGAGUAUCCAUACUGGAGGGCCGACCGACAGACGCUCAACCCGGAGGUGGCCUGGAAUGCCCUGAGCCAGCAGGGCCACCUGCGCUUCUCCUCCCCAGAUCUGUUCAACUCCAAGGUUCCCCUGCCACCGGCACCCGUCGACGCGCAUCAUGCUGCCGGGGAGGAGAAGAAGAGGACUCGUUCAAGGAGCGCCCCCCGGGUCAAGACGGCCUUCACCCCCGUGGCCAUCGAGGUCUCCCCACCACCAGUCAGAAGAGGUAGAGAGGCCCAGCGUGGCACCCGGGAGGCCCACCGGAGAGCGGAGGCGUCCCCACACCGGGAGGCGUUGUACGCGGCAAGCCGGGCUAUGAUGAACGAAGUGCACCCCAUCAAGCUCCAGCCGCAGCGGGGUGAGUUGAGUCGCUAUUCGCCGCUCUUUGUGCCCGACUGCCUCCUCCAGAGCCACCCUGAGAAGCCCGCCACGAGCCCUCACGUCCGGUGCCGUGUAGACAUCAAGCCGGACGAGGCUGUCCUGCACCACGCCGGAAAGAACAGCAGGUCCAGCAGUGUGAGAGCUGAAGUGCCAUGGCAGCGGUAUUCGAGUGGAGGCAGCAGGGGUCUGACAGUGCCCCCUGGUUUUCAGGCACCCAGCUCCAGGACGCCCACACCCACUGACUCCUACAGUGGAGACUACAAGCAGCUAUACCCGCUCAACAGUGAAGGCUUCCCUCCAGCGGAUGUCUUCCUGCAGCAGGUGCCCUCGUCUCGAGAUGAAAGGGACUAUGCAGGCAGAGAGCAGCGGGCAUACUCCAGCUCCAGUGUGCCAACCAGCUUUUUCUACACAGAGGACACUGGGAGGCACACGACGCCAGCCAUCACUGUUGGCUCCAUAUAUAGCGAAGAUCACCCAACCUAUGCCAAGGUGGAUCAGAGUGCACGCUGGGUGCACACCCUGCCACCACGCUCGUAUUACACCGAUGAGCCAACUCGCUAUCCUGUCCAGAGCUCUUGCGCCAAGCCAUAUUCGGCCGGCGAUCCAUUCAUCGUUCAGACACCACCCUCCAGGUUGUACUACGGAGAUCCGCUCCAAAGCUACCCGGUGCAGUCUGUCCCUUCCAGAAUUUUCUACACCAAUGAGCACAUUGCGACUCCGCCGGAGCACCAUGUACCCUCCAGGGCUUAUUACACAGAACAUCGGGCAGCAUAUCACCGGCCCCGAAUCCCGCAACUUCAUUUCAACGACUGGUAUGCCCCUGACUUGGCCCCAGGCUAUGCCACCCACCACCCUACCUCUCAGUUACGUAUCCAUAGACCCCGUCCAGAUGCAUCGCUGCCUGCUUGGUACACCUCCAGUGGCACCGACCACCACAGGCUGGGCACCGACACCCGAUACUACUCGAAAUCGUGGGACAACAUCCUGAAUCCAACUGUCCAAAGGGAGCAGCCGGUACAUCGGGGCCGCAGCUAUGAGAACUUGCUGUCCCAUGGCACCCGCGCCCUCUCUCCUGAUGAGCGGCGCCAGCCAGUGGUAGUCAACCUGUCUAGUUCACCCCGCCGCUACGCUGCCCUCUCUCUGUCGGAGAACUCGCUACUGGAGAAGGUCUGUACUGACGGAUCGAGGAACGGUGGCAGCCGUCUGUGGUUUGUCACUCCCGAGAUCACCAUUACCGACAACGACCUCCACCCCAAUGGCUCCGGGAAAAGUCAUCUGCACUCCGCCCACUGGGAUCGGCCCAACAAGGGUCCCGCCCAAAACGCCCCUCAUCAAGAUGCGCCAUCUGCAGUUCCCAAUUCUGCCAAAGACAGCCAGCCUGUCCGGAGCUCCUCGCUUCAGCAGAGCCUGGAACAGCUGGACGAGCUGCUGGCUGACUUGGUCAUCGAUUACAAGCCACCCGCCAGCCGGCGUCCCAGCGAAGACCUUCUGGGCCAGUUGAAGAAGCUGAUUGAUGAAGAGGAGGUGGACCCUUCACGUCAGCGAGAAGCCAAAGCCGAACAAGAGCCUGCACCCUUGAAAGUGCAGCCUGCGCCAGCCAAGCUGUGCCCACCAGAGAGCAGCUGCGAUGGCCCACUCAAAACCCCAGAGGAGUGCUCGCCUGACCAGAGCACCGAUGAGGAUGACACCAUGAUGUGCUCCAACAGCAAAUGCCGCCGAACCGAGACCCUCUUCAAUGCCUGCCUCUACUUCAAGUCGUGCCACAGCUGCUACACCUACUACUGCUCGCGGAACUGCCGGCGCGAGGACUGGGACACCCACAAGGAGAGCUGCGUGUACGGGCGCAUCGGGAGCGUCUGCCGCCACAUGCUGAAGUUCUGCCGUGAGAACGCCGAGGUCCACAAGGCCUUCUCGCGCAUCGCCAAAGUGGGCUUCCUUUCCCGCGGCCGGGGCGUCCUCUUCUUGGGCUUCCCCAGUCCGGGCUCGUCAGACAACUUCCUUCAGUUCGGCCUGGAGAGCCUCCUGAUGUCGCCGACUUACCUCUCGCUACGGGAGCUCGACAGCUACAAGGACAACCUCGGCAACUAUGGCAAGGAGCUCCAGGACGCCGGCAAAGAGUACGACCCCAACGAAUGUUUCCUCCUGAAUGUAUCCAUUGCUAUCGGGGAAAAAGUGCCUGACGGGCCGUCACCUCGAGUCCAGGCUCCCACCGUUAGGAAGUAUGCCAAGGUGGCGCUGGCCUCCUCCAGCCCAGAGAAGAAGAUCUUCAAAAAGGAGAGCGAGAUGGAGACCCUCAUCCUCACCCCACCCCCCGGCAUGGCUGAUAUCGAUCAAGACGGGGAGGAAGGCCGCAAGGCCAGGGAGAUCUGCUUCAUCAACAUCCAGCGCGAGCUGCGCACCCGGGGGGUGUUCCUGCGCCACGAGUACCCCGCCGUCUAUCAGCAGCUCUGCGACUUUGUGGAGAGCAAUAAGAGAUUCACGCCCACCACCAUUUACCCCCUUGACAAGAGGACUGGCAAGCAGUUCAUGUGCAUGAUCAUGGCAGCCUCGGAGCCGCGGACGCUGGACUGGGUGGCUGCACCGAAUCUUCUGGACGACAUUAUAUAGC